GCUCGGUCAACGCUCGAUCAAUGCUCCAGUCAACCCCCGGUCAAACCCCGGUCAACUCCCGGUCAACGCCGGUCAACCCUGGUCAACACCUCCGGUCAACUCCUCUAGUCGGCUAUGGCUGCCGGCUUUACUUUCCUUCACCAACCUUCUUUGUUCCCUUCACCUUCCUCGCCUCCUUUCACCCUGCUGUCUUCUUUCUCUUUCUUUUUUUUUUUUUUUUUUUUUUUUUUCGUCUCUCCUUCCUCCUCCUCGGCUAUGGCUUCCCUCUCUUUCCUCGGUCUCUCUCUCUGUCUGGUCUCUCUCCCUCCUUUGUUACUCCGUGGUCAACUCCGCGGUUAUGGCCUUCUUCUUCUUCUUCGUGGGACUGCGCAGCAACUUCACAGGCCGAUAACGACCGAUGUGCGCAGGCCGAGCGCGCAUGCCGAUUUUGAGCGCGCGCCCCUGCCUUGGCGUGGCGUGGCCGCGCGCAGACUCGGACGCGCAGCCUCGGCCUCGGCCGCAGGAUCCGAAAUCGACGGUGUCACAUAGGGUGCAGGUACCGGGACAAAGUCAGUGGGUACCAAAGACGGCCAUCGCCGCUCCUAAACCCUUCACAGGGGAUAAGAGGGGCGAAGACCUUGACACUUGGUUGAGGGCAGUGCAGGUCUAUGUCAAGUGUAAACUUACCUUGCCGCAUGAGGAAGUGCUUGUGGCUGCAUCCUCCCUAGAGGGUAGUGCAGCAAGAUGGUUGAGUGGUUUAGUGCAGUUACAGGGGUACGAUCAUGACUUCCGCGCUUGGGCAGCCCACCAGAAACUGGAGGACUUUCUUAAGAUGGUGGAAGACAGGUGGCAUGAUUCUCAGGAGGCCCAAAAGGCUACUGACGCGAUCCUGACACUGCACAUGAGGCAGUUCAAGUCAGUUAGAGAGGCCACUGACGUUGUAGAGCGUCUGAUCUGUGUCCCUAGGGUGCGCUAUGAUCCCCAAGUCUUACUCACCUCCUACCUGAGAUGCUUUCCUAUGCCUCUCAGGAAUCAGUUGGCAGGUGAGGCCAACAUCAAUGUGCGUAACUUCCCCUCGUUCAGCAAGAAGGCCCUAGACCUUGAGGCAAAGAUAGGGCAUGGACAUAAUCCCACUACGGAUGGUAGGAAGAAGACACUGCCUCCCAACUGGAAGGCGAAGGGUCGCAUUAUGUUUGUCGAUAACGAUGGUUCAACCAUCGAGUUAGGCGACAACUUCCAGGAGGGAGUUGGUUCGGAGGCGGGCAGCGUAGAGGCUUCAAGGGGUGGAGUAGUCGCUGUCGUAGCUCAAAAAGACAGGUGCGAGGCUGUUUUCAGACAUCUGAAGCAUGCGUUGACGCAUCAUGAGGUCUUGAAACUUCCUGAUCCUGACAAGCCUUUCGUAGUAAGUACGGAUGCUGGCCAAUAUGGCAUAGGCGCCGUACUUGCGCAGCAGGAGGGGAAAAAGUUGAGGCCAGUAGAGUACAUGUCCAAAAAGAUGCCCUCUCAAAAGUUGGCUAAGUCCACCUAUGAGAAGGAACUCUAUGUGAUCUACAGGGCGCUCACCCAUUGGAGACACUACCUCCUUGGGAGGUUCUUCUACGUCAGGACUGAUCACCAGACCCUGAUGUGGAUGAGAACCCAGCCUGUGCUCUCUGACGCUCUGAAGCAUUGGAUUGAAGUCAUAGAGCAGUAUGACUCUGAGCCUCAGUACAUCAAGGGCGAGUACAACAAGGUUGCUGAUGCGUUGUCGCGUAGACGAGAUUUCUCUGGUGCGCUGAUCACUGAGUUUGGGCUUGCGGACAAUUCUACUCAGUCUUUGGUGGAAGCCUAUCACGAGGAUGUCGGAGAUUAUACGCAGACUUGAGGCGAAGGACAAAGCGACCUCUGCCGAGUUUGAGUUGUUCAACGGAUUGGUGUUCCUUGAGAAGGCAGGGAAUAAACGUUUCUAUGUGCC
Messenger RNA from Chara braunii, 1933 nucleotides. The record is from the annotation of a GenBank genome assembly. Lineage: Eukaryota; Viridiplantae; Streptophyta; Charophyceae; Charales; Characeae.